Molecule: messenger RNA, 1860 nt
Organism: Hypomesus transpacificus
Lineage: Eukaryota; Metazoa; Chordata; Actinopteri; Osmeriformes; Osmeridae
Gene: kynu
Product: kynureninase
Exons: 13
Coding region: 146-1570 (474 amino acids)
Biological process (GO): NAD+ biosynthetic process
Cellular component (GO): cytoplasm
Molecular function (GO): kynureninase activity; pyridoxal phosphate binding
Source: RefSeq, a predicted model, not a curated record
GGUGAAAGACCACAUUUCCAGCGUGUGCCUAUCUUUUUGCGCGUUGGUAGCAAGCGAGAUUGUAUAUCCGAUCUGGAAUUGCAUGUUGUCACAGUAGCCUGUUCUGCACUUUUAGACCGUCUCUCAAAAUACUCUGUACAAUUUUAUGUUUCGGGCAAUAGUUUCAGUCAUGGAUCCAUUUACUUAUGACUGCCCCUCGGAAGUUUUCGAGCGUGUUUCUGUCUUGUUGGGCUGCAGUCCUACCUCUGAGGAAGUAGCCGCCUACCUGGACAAGCACGACGAACUGCAUUUGAUGCGGGAUAGAUUUUGGAUGCCCAAAAUUGGCGAUCUUCCGCCCUCCGACCUCUCCCUUGUAGAUGGCUCCCAGGAAUGCAUUUACUUUGUGGGAAACUCACUCGGCCUUCAGCCCAAAAAAGCAAAGCAGUAUAUCGACGAAGAGCUGGAUAAAUGGGCAAAGACUGGAGUUCACGGCCAUGUCCAAGGAGAUCGACCGUGGGCUUGGGCUGAGAAUAACAUAGAAGAACUAAUGGCAACUGUUGUUGGUGCUAAAGCUGAGGAGGUGGCCUUGAUGAAUGGUUUGACAGUUAAUUUGCAUCUUCUAUUGCUCUCCUUCUACAAACCCACUGCAAAACGGCACAAAAUUCUAAUUGAGGACAAGGCUUUUCCCUCGGAUCAUUAUGCUGUGGAAUCUCAAAUCCAACUGCGAGGAUACGACCCUCAGCAGAGCAUGCUGCUUAUUGCUCCCAGACCGGGCGAGGAGACUCUGAGGACUGAGGACAUUCUAGACAGGAUAGAGAAGGAGGGGGAUUCCAUUGCGGUCGUCAUGUUCAGUGGAGUCCAGUAUUACACUGGGCAGCUCUUUGACAUGGCUUCCAUCACCAAGGCUGGUCAGAGCAAGGGCUGCUUGGUGGGCUUUGACUGUGCUCAUGCUGUUGGAAAUGCUGAGCUCAAGCUUCACAACUGGGGGGUGGACUUUGCCUGCUGGUGUUCCUAUAAGUAUGUGAAUUCUGGAGCAGGGGGAUUGGCAGGAUGUUUUAUCCACGAGAAGCACAAACAGACCAUCAAACCUGCGCUUUUAGGAUGGUGGGGACAUGACUUGAAAACACGAUUCCAGAUGAAUAAUGAAAUGGACCUUCUACCAGGGGUCAGUGGCUUCAGGCUAUCUAACCAACCUAUUUUACUAGUUUGCCCACUGCAAGCUAGUUUAGAGGUUUUUAACAUGACCAGUAUGAAAGCUCUGCGCAAAAAGUCUAUCCUGUUGACGGGUUACCUGGAGUACCUAAUCAAACAUUACUACGUCAGGGAUGAGACCAACCCUCACAAGCCCUACGUCCACAUCAUCACCCCAUCCAACCCAGAGGAGCGUGGCUGCCAGCUGUCCCUCUCCUUCUCUGUACCCAUCAGAGCUAUCUUCCAAGAACUGGAAAAACGUGGCGUUGCUUGUGACAUGAGGGAACCCAGUGUGCUGCGCGUGGCCCCGGUGCCACUCUACAACUCUUUCAGCGAUGUCCACCGCUUCAUCAGCGUUCUGGGAUCCUCCAUGGCAGCCAGCGAGGAGCAGCCGAGCUGAAGGGAGCAGUGUGUCAGGUUCACGGUGGAAGAAAACAUCGCCCACUUUCUAUCUCAAUUGUAACGUUGUGGCUUUAAAAACAAUAAAAGUCCAUGUUGUUGGUCUCUAAUUUAUGGACGUAUGAAUAACUUGGUUCUAAACUGUGGGGAUAACACUGACUGCUUUAUAAAAGAGGUAACUGUAAGUGCACUUUGUUAGAUUGCUCAUGCAGGUUUUUCCUUACAAUGUGAGGAUGCACAUUUUGUGUAAUCAGCACAUUUAUCAAAUUGUCAUCAUGAUAUUACGUUACA